Molecule: messenger RNA, 1866 nt
Organism: Carassius carassius (crucian carp)
Lineage: Eukaryota; Metazoa; Chordata; Actinopteri; Cypriniformes; Cyprinidae
Gene: palm1b
Product: paralemmin 1b
Exons: 7
Coding region: 395-1129 (244 amino acids)
Biological process (GO): regulation of cell shape
Cellular component (GO): membrane
Source: RefSeq, a predicted model, not a curated record
CACUCUCACCAGGAGGAGGAGAUGCCAGACAUUGCCCUUAACACGUUCGCGUAAUAACUGUCGCGCGAGAAACAAAGGCUUGACUGCUGUGAAGUCAACAGUCGCGCGCUCCAUCCUUAAGCCAUGUGAGAGAUUUGUUGCUGCUAAAGAACGCAAGAACACAUUGACCGUCGGGUUGAGCGCCGCUCCCCGGGAAACAGAGAACACACGUCCCCGCCAAGAGCUGUAUUUGCAACCCGAGAGAAUAACCGAAUUAGUGCCCAUCAGUUGAUAGUAGUAGCCCAGUCAUAUUGAUCGCCUGUGUCGUUUACGCCUCUGAGCGGGGGUUUGUUUUUUUUCUGAGCGGACGCGAGAGAAACAUUCGCUAUCAUAAGGUAACGGUCUGACCACUGAGAUGUCGGAAGCUUUGUCACAGCAAGAGAGACUUCGGGCCAUUGCUGAGAAGCGAAAGAGGGAGGCUGAGAUUGAGAACAAAAGAAGACAACUUGAGGAUGAACGCAGACAACUCCAGCAUCUCAAGUCAAAGGCAUUGAGAGAGCGAUGGCUGUUGGACGGAGCGCCAUCCAGUGGAGAGGACGAGGCACAGAAACAACUACAAGAGGAUGAAGAAAAGACCAAACUACUGGAGCAGACCAUCCUAAGACUAGAACAGGAGAUUGAUCAGCUUGAGAGUGGAGUGCCUUUGAAUAAAGGAGAAAAUGAACCUGAUGGUCCAGUGAAGGUAGUUGAGAAUGGCAUUCAGCAGCCCAGCCCUAACGCAGAUCAAAAUAGCAAGAAACAGAUCACAGGCAUUGAGGCCAAACUGCAGUGCACCAACCCUGAUGUAGCCAUUGAGAAUGCCAGCGCGGAGCAUCCCGUCACCAUGGUGUUCAUGGGCUACAAGAAUGUAGAGGAUGAGGCUGAGACCAAGAAGGCACUGGGCAUAGAGGAGACUGUGAAAGCUGAAUUUGUGGUCAUUGAGGAUGGCGAGAGCAAAGCUGGAAAUGACGGGGCCAAAGAGGACCAGGCCCCACCUAACGGCAAGGCCUCCAGUCCCGAGAAAGCUCAGGAUGAAGCCAAGAAGGAGGAAUCGAAAGAAGAAGUCAAUUCAAAAGAAAAGCAGCCGUGCAAAUGCUGCACAGUCAUGUGAGGGCGACCGCUCGCCCUGAAACUGACCCCCUGACCAUAACACAACAAUGAAUGAGUAUACCCCGUAUACUAAGAAUUAACUUUUGUUGUCUAGUAUGUAUUUCUUUUUUUAUUUCUAUUAAUAUUUUUCUAUAUUUCUGUCUUGACAUUUAUAUAUCUAUAUAUACAUAUAUUUUCAUUAUGUAAUCUCGUUGAAGAACAGAAAAAUGAGGACCACAACAGAUUCCACUUUAGACAACAACGCGGUUAAAAGAACUUUUUUGUGGCCCUCGUCCUUAUUUUGUUUUAAGUAAAAUAAGAUGAACAUCUCGAUAUAUAUGAACUAGUUGUUUAUCUCCCAUAUACAUUUGUGUUUCUAAGAUAUUACUUUAUAACUGAGAAGAAAUGCCUAUAUUGAUAUUACAAAGUUAUGCUUUUAAUAUAUAUUUUCAGCAUUUUGUUUUGUUUAUUUUUUGUUGCCAAAUCAUCUCAGACCACUGUGAACACUGGUACAUGGAGUGUCGUCUUUGUCCACGAUCACACAUUCUGCAUUACAUCUCAUAGUAGGCCAAUAUGUUUGUAAAUAUGAUGCAAUUAUUUAUGACUGUUCAUGCUAGAAUAGAAUAAAUGUAAUCAUGUUUUUUUUUUAAUUAAAAUAGGCUGCUGUAAUUACCCCAGAUCCCAAUAAUAACCACAGCAGAUAUCUGUUUAACAAGUACAUCACUUUUUACAAGAUAACCCAUUUUAAACCCUUUUGAA